ACGGGCAGUCGAGGUUGCAGCAGGCAGAGGGAGACGGUGGAAGGUAACGCAGGGAGGCAGCAUCAUGGCGGACAGAGACAGUGGCAGUGACCACGGAGGGCCCAUCGCAGGCCCCGGCUCGCUGCCCCCGGGCGCGAUGGGCGCCAUGUCUCGGCUGCAGCACGACACCGAGGAGCUCGCCUCCAAACGUGUCGACAUCCAGAACAAACGCUUCUACCUUGAUGUGAAGCAGAAUGUUAAAGGCCGCUUCCUAAAGAUAGCCGAGGUCGGCGCUGGGGGAAACAAGAGCCGCCUGACUCUCUCUAUGUCCGUGGCCGUGGAGUUCCGUGACUAUCUCGGGGACUUUAUCGAACAUUACGCCCAGCUGGGCCCCACGAACCCAGACAUGGUGCAGGAUGAGCCCCGGCGGGCGCUGAAGAGCGAAUUCCUGGUGCGGGAGAAUCGGAAAUAUUACAUGGAUCUGAAAGAGAACCAGAGGGGGCGGUUCCUGAGGAUCCGGCAGACCGUUAAUCGGGGCCCCGGAUUGGGAAGCGCGCAAGGCCAGACCAUCGCUCUGCCGGCGCAGGGUCUCAUCGAGUUCCGCGACGCUCUGGCCAAACUCAUCGACGACUACGGCGUGGACGAGGAGCCGGCGGAGCUCCCGGAGGGCACCUCUCUCACGGUCGACAACAAGCGCUUCUUCUUCGACGUGGGCUCCAACAAGUACGGCGUGUUCAUGCGGGUGAGCGAGGUGAAGCCCACGUACCGGAACUCCAUUACGGUCCCCUGCAAAGUGUGGUCCAAAUUCGGCAACACCUUCUGUAAAUACGCGGAGGAGAUGCGGAAGAUCCAGGAGCGGAGUAGAGAGAAGCGGGCCUCCGAACUGCUACCUGAGGGCCCGCACGGCGCGGAUGACGGAGACGAUGACUGACUGAGGAGCGCAGGUGAACCGAGCGAGACGCAUCCUGAACUGUGAGAGAAUAGAAAAAUAAAAGAUGAAAAACCCGAGACUUUUUAACUGUAAGAUAGAACGAGAGUUUCCACGGGAAUCACCCCCCCUCCCUCCCCACACACACACACACACAACCUCCACAGACAUGGCAGCACCUUCCGCUGCCUCCUCGCUCAUUUUACUGGAUGUCACCCCACUUACCACCCAUGUAACAGUAAGCCGCUGCUAUCAAGGACGGAACUGUAAGAUAUGAACUGUUUCCUACUUGGUUUAAAUGACAAUGAACAGAGUGUUUAUAGCCUAUCUCUAUCAAUGACAUAUUUUGCACACAUCAAAGCUAUUUCAAAAAAAAAAAAAAGUAAAUGUUUUCAAACUGCAUAUAUGCUAAGAUUUAAUCAAAGUAAAAAGCAGAGGUCUAUUAUAUGAAUCGAUCGUCUUCAUGUUGAAUUAAUAUUUGACAUCAGCACAAAGAGAACAUCAUGUAUAAUGGAUUUUAUGAAACCAAAAUCAGAAACCAGAAGAUGUAAAGUUUACUUAUUAAGGUACGCAGAGUAAAGGUAAAAGCACUUGUAUGGAAUAAGAAGCACUACAAGGUUUUUAUAAACCUGUCAGCAUGUCGGCUCAUGCUUUGCGAAGAAGUUGGAGUGUUGGACUCUGGUUUGACCUAAAGCGUGCUCAGCUGACAGUAUUUCUUUCAUGCAAUUCUGGAAAAGUUCAGACAGAUUUAAAAAGCCUUCACAGAGGGCCUUUAAAGAGGAAAAAAAUGAUAUUAAUAUUGAUAGUGGGAUAAAUCUGAGCUUCUCUAUUGAAUAUCAACUUUCUUGCACCAUGUCCAUGUAAACCUAAAGGAGAAAAGUGCUAACUUAGAUGUACUAAUUAUGAUUUUGUGAAUCAGCUGUAAAAAAAAAAAAAAAAAAACGAGAUCCUUAUUAAGAGACCCACGUUUUCUGUGGGUAAAAGUCUUUGUUUUAUUUGUUUCUUUGUCACUCUUUUCCUCUGGAUGGUGUGGGGGAUGCAAAAAAAAAAGAAAAAAAAAAAGGUCGAGGUCUCUUGGCGCAAGACGCAGAAAACAAACAAAAAAAAGAAACCUUAGACGCGUCAGCGCAGCGCGCGGCGAGGCUACAGCAUCCUCUCUGACGUCAUUACGACCCGUGCCUUAUACACUCCACUCGUUUACGUGUCUCUCACACGGAUGGUCCGUGACCUCGACCGUUGUAUGUUUUUAUUUACGAGUGUUGUCAUCGUAGGCAGAGAUAUGGUAGAAUUACCGGGGGUUUGCAGGGUUGCACACCCCCCCUACGGUCCUUAAAAGUGUGAGUUUGGAACACCAAGUCGGAGCUAAAAGGAGAGACGGGUGUGGCGGUGGUGGGUGGAAAGGGCCUGGGCCCCGCCCCCCUUUGCAACGCCCCUGCUGUUGUCUUCUCUGCCUGUAGGCAGGAAUGAUAAAAUAUGGCUUUGUAAUCUAUAUGCACCAUGAUGGUGAGUAAAAAACUAAAGAUAAGGAGCUGCUGGAUGAGAGCAGAUGUCAAAGCUGAGAUCAGUCCAGAGGAUGCAGAGGGCCAAGGCAGUAUCUAUCUUUUCAUGGUGCUACAGCCCCCUUGGUGGCUCCUUGGGAGGGAGCCCUCGCCACUCAUGAUAUGUCCCUUUUUGCAUCAUAUUUUUCUUUUUUUUUUUUUUUCUGUCUUCAGAGUUUAUGUCUCCACGUUGUCCAAAACGUCUCGGGUUUCUCCUUCCCAGCAAGAGAAGAAGCCACCUGACUGAUGUAGGACAUUUCAUAUUAGUGUGCAAUAUUGUGUACGUGCCAAUUGUGGCAUUGUAUCAAGUGUACAGAUUAUUAAACGAGGAAAAAAAUACAAAAACAAAAAACAAAAAAAAAACAAUGUACAGGCUAUGUGAUCGGUAGAUAUUUGAAAGCAUGAAGAUAAGGAUGUUGCUCCUGCGUUUUUCUUUUGUUUUGUUUUUAUUUUUCCCAAAUGUGAAGACUGCUCAAACUGAAGAAACCUUGUAGUGAGAACUUUUUGUUUUUAAAUUUUCCUUUAACUUUCUGUAAACCAGUCGGCUGCCUUGUCUGUCAUUCAGUGCGCAUACACUAGUUUGUGUUAUUGUUUUUUUUUUUUUUCAUGUCCUCGAUGAGAUCACCCCCUCCCCUCCCCGUUCUUCUUUACAUGCAUACAACACAGACGCACAGUCGGCCCCUCCUCGGGUGUCUAGAAAGCAUCCUGAAGCUGGGGUCCAGAGGUGGCCGACACACACACACACACACACACACACACAUCCAGCCUCCCCCUGCUUAGGCCUCCUGUUGCUCUCUGAGUGUUUGGGAGGUCUCUAAAGUAUUUUGAAUGGUGUCUAAAACUACAAAAAGCCUCUUGUUGUUAGGAUCUCGUACAGAAUCACUGAUUGCAGGACAGGUGAUGCACAAUUCUGCUUUUUAUUUCAUUAAUAUUUUGAUUUUGAUCAGCUUUUUCUGACACAGGCUUCUCUUUCUCAGCCAGAGCCUGAAGGAGGUCCGGUCUCUUUCUAGAGAGCUGGCACCGUCUAAUUAUUUUAAAAUUGAGCUCCACGCGCUUAGAUCACGAUCAGGUUUAUGUAAAGCCAGUUGGCACCCAGCAGCUAACAACUGAUCCCAGUCACGUGGCUACGAAGCAGACUUAAAGGGGGAAACAGACUGUAAAAGGCCCUGAUGCCAGUGUUAGGAAAGCAGAUGCUCACCUUGGCUGCAGGUUCUCUUUAUUUAAAAACAGAGAGACAAUUUGUCUUUGAUUUGUUGUGCUUUUUCACCUGUAUCAAGCGGUUUUUUGGCUCGUAUUGAUCUCAGAGAGAGCCGGCGAAAGGAAAGGCCUAGCAGUUCUCUGCAGACAGCUAACCAGCCGUUGUAAAGAACAGGGAAUCUUUUUUUUGCCCUGUUGCAGAGAUAUUUCCUCACGCUGGCUGUGAAUUAUGACAAAAGGAAGCCCAUAUCUAUUGAACACGUGCCACCUAUGACUAUGUGCCCAGCAAAGCACGUCUGAGGUCAGUCCGAGUUCAUCCUGAGCCUGAUACAAGUCCAAACUCUGUUGGGAUGCAGCUUUUAACCUCCAAAGUACUCUCUCUCUCUCUCUCUCUCUCUCUC
Messenger RNA from Cyprinodon variegatus (sheepshead minnow), 4043 nucleotides. RefSeq names its product purine-rich element binding protein A (gene pura). Lineage: Eukaryota; Metazoa; Chordata; Actinopteri; Cyprinodontiformes; Cyprinodontidae. The coding region runs from base 65 to 910 and encodes 281 amino acids. Gene Ontology annotation, biological process: regulation of transcription by RNA polymerase II. The record is from RefSeq and is a predicted model, not a curated record. The transcript has a single exon. Gene Ontology annotation, cellular component: nucleus. Gene Ontology annotation, molecular function: purine-rich negative regulatory element binding; DNA-binding transcription factor activity, RNA polymerase II-specific; RNA polymerase II transcription regulatory region sequence-specific DNA binding.